GGAGAACGUCUUCCCAUCGCGCAUUUGAGAAUGGUGAAUGCCGCCUCGCGUCAUUGUCUAUCUAUCACCGACACGAUGGUGAUUUGUUUCAUGUUAGCCCUGGGGCCCUUCCAAAGCAUUUGAUUCGGAGAUUGUUUGCUUUGCGAAGGAUCUCUCCAAGCUAGUUGGCACUCUGGCACCUCAAAUAUAGCCAGGAUGGGCCUUAAUAUAUGAAACAACUGCAGAGGACGGCUCUGACGUUCAUUAGCCUAGCGCCUCAGCGGAUACCUACAGCAUCUUCUGACGAAUCUCUUCAGUCCCCCGGCUCGUGCGAGGGUUCAUUUUUGCUUUAGGUCUUUGUUCUGUCUUCGUGCCACUGCUCGCUUCGCACAUCAGCCCUGGUCCUGCGAUCUUUCCACUCGAGGCGCUUUGGUUGCUGACUGCUGGCAUAACGUACCUCCAUCAUCCUUGAUGUCGUGCAGAUUCAGGGUUGUGGCGCUCGCAAGGUCUGCCGAGUCGAUGCUAAUCGCGAUUCAUGAUCAAUAACCAAGGCUUCUGCUAUGGCCAGACUACGGCCUCACAAAGUUUGAUACAGUUUGAAGAUCUUCCGUGCGCGUUCUGGAAGAAUUGACCAGGCUAUCUGAUCGCUCGGAUUGGCGCGAGGCUACCUUGGGGUGGACCUAGCACCACAUUUUUCCAUUCUCCUGUGGCUCGAAUUUGCCCAACUGGCCAGUUGUUUGCUGGGUCUAUCCAGUACUGCCAAAGAUUUGGCACUUACGACAGCGUCCCCAGAUCGCAAAGCCGAGGGCGCACCCUGGCCAUGGAUCACCGCAUGAUGCUGCUAUCUAAAUCAGUGCCUUCCACUUACCAAACUUAGCAUGCCUUCCACCAUUCAGGAACAAAGAUCGUUUUGCCCAAAGAACAUCUCUGAUUACGCGUGGACGCUUUUGUGUCUCGGUGCUGCUCGGCUUUGCCAUCUGCAAUCUUGAUAUGGGUUUUUGUGGUCCAGGCAUAGCUAGUGCUUUCACAGUUUGGCCUGGUCAGAGGUUUAUAACGCGCAACACACCCUGCCCGUACUCGAACAAGAUCUUGUCCUUCUGAAGUCUAUAUCGGUCGAGAUAAUUUUUUUUAUCCUUACCUCGCUAACCACUUUGUACCUGCUCAUUUUUUCGUUGAUGGCACCGAGCUCCAUCUUGCUCCAAUCACAGCAUCUGUCAGAAUCGUAGUCCCAACGAGGCAAUACCAACCGCACGCGACCAGAGUUGUUCUUAAAGUCAUUCUCUUUUAUUGCGCUGCAUUCCACCUGACUUCGGUCUCACACGGCGAUCUGCCAGAGCCACCAAAGCUCUGGCAGUCUCCAUGCAUAAUCGCAACGCUGGCGAGGUCAUAUCGAGAUUUCUCCCUCGAUUAUGGCAUACAAGAACCACAUUCGGGAGAAGGAGAGUCCGCAACCUCGCACCCCACCGCCGUGGACAAUCAGCAUUUGCUGCAGCAGUACACGCUGGGACACCCAGAGCAGAAUCCGUUCUUGCAACAACAGGCUUCGGUACAAUCACUUCAGCCACAGCAUGGUCUUGGAACCCCUUCAUCUUUGUUGCAAGUCAGUACAGUAGAAGAGCAUCACGACCUUCGACAGCCCCACAUGUUGCGCAACCAGACCCAUAUUUCUCACCAGCAGCCAAACUAUGGUCCAGGUCCUUCACAUAUGCACUAUGUGCAGCAUGGCCGAAAGCGCAGUCGUCCUCACGACGAUCUACAGCUUGAUAUCCAAGGUCUCGCGGGUCUAUCUGGUGUUGGAAGCACAGAAGACGAGCUUGGCGUAGAGCUCACUCAUGGACGUCACAAUCAGCCUUUGCCGGGGCAAUACCCUCCAGCACAUCCUUCUUCGUUGGCCACACAGCAUCACCAUCACAGAUUACCGAACCAGCCGCCGCCACAUAAGUUACAGCGCUUUAAUUCUCCGCCAUCUCAUCACCAAGGGCCACCCAGUAUGGUCGGGCAAGAGGGUAUGCCCCCUCCUGCCCCGCGACCAAGGGGACCCAAGCUCAAGUUCACACCCGAGGACGAUGGACUGCUUGUAGAUCUGAAGGAGAAGAAGAACCUGACGUGGAAACAAAUCGCGGACUUCUUCCCCGGUCGCAGUUCUGGAACACUGCAAGUCCGCUAUUGCACGAAACUUAAAGCGAAGGCAACUGUCUGGACCGAUGAGAUGGUUCUGAAGCUUCGCAACGCUAUACGAGAAUACGAACAUGAUCGUUGGCGGAUAAUCUCAGCAAAGGUCGGCAAUGGAUUUUCCCCAGCUGCCUGCAAAGAAAAGGCUGCCGAGCUCGAAGAACAAGAAAGAAUAGAGGAAGCUCAAGAGGAAGACGAUAAUGAGGAACGUGCUGGAGCCGAGCAUCCUGGAUCCGCAACGUCGGAAGGCCCACAGUCGCAUCUGUAUCAGUGAGUUGCUAGGCCUGGGAUGAUCCAGCAUCUGUCUAUCUACCUGAUACGGGAGGCACAGUCCAUCUGGAUCCUUUCAGCAUGGAGGUGGAUCUUACUAGCAGGAGUGCUCAUGGGAGCACCGCGUGCACGGCCAUUGCUCGGGGUUUGAGCUUCUGAAUGAUCGCCGUUUGGGCAAGGCAGAUCUUCGCGAUCGGUGAAGCUAACGAAUUUGUAUGAUAUAUGGCCGACUUUAUACAGUGCUCUAGAUAUUUAGGCGGGAACAUAUUUGAGACUAGCACAGCAUUGGAUGGGCAACGUAUGCAUUUGCUUGGAGCAAGCGAUGUACAAACGACAGCUGAUUUAAAUGACCAGUUUGGUGGCCAAAGCCAUCUGGCGCAGGUCGCAAAUGUUUUCCAUGUACAAAUGCAAGAAUAUGGGUUGGCUCUUUGUGAUGUGUUUUGGUAAUUUCUGGUUACGCAAUUAACGGUUGAGUCGUCGGUAAGGACGAACAGUUACUACUGGCUUUCAUGUUGGAGGCGUUAUGCUUGAGAUAGAAAAAAAAGACUACGAAAGCACUCUAGCAAAU
Molecule: messenger RNA, 2989 nt
Organism: Verruconis gallopava
Lineage: Eukaryota; Fungi; Ascomycota; Dothideomycetes; Venturiales; Sympoventuriaceae
Exons: 2
Coding region: 1622-2425 (267 amino acids)
Source: RefSeq, a predicted model, not a curated record